Plectropomus leopardus (leopard coralgrouper) is the source of this 2953-nucleotide messenger RNA. RefSeq names its product G protein regulated inducer of neurite outgrowth 1 (gene gprin1). Lineage: Eukaryota; Metazoa; Chordata; Actinopteri; Perciformes; Serranidae. The record is from RefSeq and is a predicted model, not a curated record. Gene Ontology annotation, cellular component: plasma membrane. Gene Ontology annotation, biological process: neuron projection development.
GGGAAACUGGAAAAUGUGAAGCUUUUCAAUAGACACAGCCACAGCUUUAAAGAGCGAGGAUUGCCUAAGAUAGAUUCUUCUAGAGACAAACCUGUAGCCGCUGCAAUCACUAUCAAUCAACAGGGGAAACAUACGGACAGAUGUAGGGCUCGCUCGACAGGAAGAUUUUUUGGCGAUGUUUGACCCAAAUGUGAGAGACACUUAUGGAGAGACUUCAGUCUGACUUGGACUGCUGAGGUACUUCCACCACUUUAAUGCAAAGACAAAAUGGGAAGUCUGAAAGACGAGAUGAGAGGACUCAAAGGGGACCACGAGCCUUGUGAGGAGACAGACGAUGGAGAGCGUCCAGGUAGCUCAGGUGGCACCGCUGAAUCCGAGGGACCUCAGAUAAACAAGAGUCAAGAGUCAACAACUCAAGAGGACGAUCAGCCAAAACACCACACGAAUACCAGCCAUGCCGAGGAGAGAGACGAGACUGCAAGAUCCAAAGAUCAAGCACUUUCAGGAGGCGCUUGUGUUAAAGACUCUACGCAGACUGAUGCCAUUUCUCUGACAAAACAGCCCGAAGAUGAUGAAAAACAUAACACGACAGUUUCUAACGAGCUGCCGAGUGAUGGAGAUGGUAAAAUUCAGGGGGAGACAUCUCAGGAUAAAACCACAGGUUAUAACAAAGACAAAGACACAGACAUUGAAAGUAUAUCUGUGCCAGUGCCAGCAACUCCAAACCCAUCAGACCCACGAACCCCAGCUCCUGCCGGCCAGCAACACAUGCACACACAGGUCAGCCUGGAGGUGGUCCAGUGUCACUCUGCAGCCACCAGCCCCAUGACGCCUCCUGAGGGCCAGUCCUUCUUCUUUCCAAGCUCUUUUGGGAAGAUCGGACUUGUGGGUGGUGGCACCAAAGAUGCUGAGCUACAGGUGGGUCAGCAGGUGGAAUUCUGCUCUGUUGCCACAUCCCCCAUGACCCCAAAGACACCCUCAACCACGGCUUUCCCAGAGCUCAUCGGCAGGGAGACGGUGCAGAAGGUGGAGAAAGUGAAACAGAGUGAGGUGCAGAGGGAGAGUGGCCAGCAGCAGGAGAGUCUCUCCGCAACAAAAAGUCUGGAAAAGACAGAGAUCAGUGGAGCUUUGAAAUGUGCCGCAACAAAGGAGCCGAGUGAGGACUUUGGUUCAAAUGCAUCUCAUGAGAGCUCCAUCAGCUGCCCCGCCGUCGGGUUAAUAGUUUCACAAGUAACUCAGGAGGACAGUAAUCAGCAAUGUAAGCAGCAGAGGAUGGGGAGUAUGGAUCAAGACAUUACAAUUCUUGUGACCCACUAUGCCAACACUGAGGAGGAAGAGGAACAGAGGGCUGAGUCAUCUUUUACCAUUGAGCCCGAGAUGGUCAAAAUAGAUGAAUAUGAGGAGCUUGGUGAUGUAAAGAGUGAGGAUGGAGAGGAGAACAUCUCCACAGAAAUCCCUGAUGUACAGGACACCUCAAACAAAACCGAAGAAUCCUCUGUAUCUGCUUAUGAUGAACCAAAAACAGAUGUGAUAUCUGACAAUUCAAAGAAAGAAGAUGAAAGUGCAGAGUUGAGAGACGUGACAAAGCCUCCCGUCCCUGAAUCUCCAGCUCCUUUUGGCUGCCACAACAUUCGCACGCAGGUGAGCCUGGAGGUGGUGCAGUGCCAGUCUGCGGCCACCAGCCCCAUGACUCCUCCUGAGGGGGACCAGGCUUUCUACUUCCCCAGCUCUUUAGGGAGGUGUGAAGGUGUGGGCACGGAGACUAAAGACGCUGAGCUGCAGGUGGGGCAACAGGUGGAGUUUCGCUCUGUCGCUACAGCACCUAUGACCCCGAGAACGCCCACUGUCACGACUUUUCCUGACAUCAAGAAGGAUGCGAGCAUAGAGGAAAAGAUAGUGGAGGAGGAGGAAGAGGAGGAGGAGGAUAAAAAGGAGCAGGUGGUGGAGGACAAAGAAGAGGAGAAAGCAACCAAAGAGAAAAAGGAGGAAGCAGCUGAAGAGGACACAAAGGAGGCAAUGAAUUGUAAGGAGAAGUGCGAGGAGCCGGUGCAGGAGGUGAGCUGGGAUGAAAAGGGGAUGACGUGGGAGGUGUACGGGGCAGUGGUGGAGGUGGCUGUGUUGGGCUCAGCUAUCCAAAAACACCUGGAGAAACAGGUGAAGAAGCAGAAGCCAUCCAUGCCUCCCCCACCUCCACUUAACCCCUCAGCUAUGCCCCUCUCCUCAGACACCAUCCAGGGGGGUUCGGGGUCAGGUUCGGGUAAGAGCCGGACAGGGAAGAGGGGAGACGGGGAAGUGAGCCGACGCAGAAGAAACCCCUUCCGUCAGCUGAUGGAGAACAUGCAGCAGCCACAUUGUUGCUCCAAAGCUCACACUGCCGAGUGACACGAGAAUCCUGUCGAGACAACAACAGCUGGUUGGAGGAAGAAAAACGCGUGGUGUAAAAAAUCACAGGAUUUAUGUGUCUGUGAUACACCGAUUUACUUCGACGUGACAUUGUCUCGAAAGUGUGAGAAGAAAAAUCAGCUCCUCACACGAGACAAAAAGCACAAAAGCAUUCAACUUGCGUCAUGGAGCUUUGAGAAUCAGCCAUACUAGAUGGAGUUUUACUUUUUUUCUUGGACUUCCAUGUUUCUAUGUUUGGAAAAAUGAGGGUGAUAUAUCAGUGCCAUCGUUAGUGCUUCUGCUUUAAUGUUUUUCACCCAGACCAUUCAUCUGUCCGCCGAACCAUGUUCGCUGUUGAUGCUUUUUUAAUGCACCUCGGACAAUAUGAAGCCAUGAAUCUCCUGGUCGCUUAGAAGCUUCAGCUGAGAGAAGUGAUAAUAGACAGUGACAGUUUUUGGUCAUGAUUUACGACCUAGUGGUCACAACCUGGAUUUAAAUUUGUUUCCAAAGUAUGGAGGUUAAAAUUGAUCUAUGUUGAAUUGAUCUGUGUGAGAGAGGACGCCCUACCAUU